Adineta steineri is the source of this 426-nucleotide messenger RNA. The record is from the annotation of a GenBank genome assembly. Lineage: Eukaryota; Metazoa; Rotifera; Eurotatoria; Adinetida; Adinetidae.
AUGUCCAACAUAACGACAAAUAGUACUGCUAUCGUCACUGCUGACAAUCAGGCUAAUCUGAUUGCACUCGUCAAUCUUCUCAACAAAACUAUUUCACAAUAUGGUUUAGGUCUUAUCUGGCUCAUUGGCAACCUCGGGUCAAUUUUCAAUUGUAUUGUGUUUUCUCAACCAACUUAUGGCAAAAGCCCGUGUGCCAUGUAUUUUCUUGCAUCAAGUGUUGCACAGUUUUUUACUUUCAACUUUGCUCUUCUCACUCGAAUGCUUCAAUAUGGUUAUGGUAUUACUGCUAUUAACAUUGAUCUUUGGUUUUGUAAAGCGCGAUUUUAUUUCUUUUAUCUUUUUGUUGCUGUCCCCCGUUAUUACAUCAUUAUGGCUUCGAUUGACCGUUAUUUCGCUAGUUCUCGCAGUGCCCGUCGUCGACAAUAA